GUUACUGUGUAUGGGUUGAAGCUUUCUGAAAUUGUUUGAUGAUAUUCUGUGUUUUGUGGCCAUCUCAACUGUGACAUGUGCUGUGACAGAUACAUAGGCUAGAAGGUAUGGAUCAGUCAACAGAGGAGGUGUAUGUGGAAUUUGAUGACCUUGAAUGGGAAAAGCGAGAAUGGGUUAAAGUUUAUGAAGAUUUUGCAGCCUUCUUGGUGGAGUACCAGCUGGUCUGGGCAAAAAGAAAGGACCCAAGCCAGACUCAGGGAUCAAAAAUCAAACAAAUUCAAUGGCCUGCAUUGACAUUCAAGCCAUUGGUUGGAAAAAGUGUAUACAAUUCAAUUACUGCAGUAGAAUUCCUUGUGGACAAACAGCUGGAUUUCAUAACUGAAGAUAGUGCCUUUCAGCCCUAUCAGGACGACGUAGACAGUCUAAACCCAGUUCUCAGGGAUAACCCGCAGUUACAUGAGGAGGUAAAAGCCUGGGUAAAGGAACAAAAGGUUCAGGAGAUUUUUAUGCAAGGUCCGUACUCCUUAAAUGGUUAUAGGGUGAGAGUGUACAGACAGGAUUCUGCCACCCAGUGGUUCACUGGCAUCAUCACUCACCAUGAUCUCUUCACCCGCACUAUGGUGGUUAUGAAUGACCAGGUGUUAGAACCUCAGAAUGUUGAUCCUUCUAUGGUUCAGAUGACCUUUCUAGAUGAUGUUGUUCACUCUUUGUUGAAAGGUGAAAAUAUUGGAAUCACUUCACGCCGACGGUCUCGUUCCAACCAGAACAGCAACACAGUUCACGGUCAUUAUACACGUGCACAAGCAAAUAGUCCCAGACCAGCAAUGAACUCCCAAGCUGCAGCACCAAGACAGAAUUCUCACCAGCAACAGAGGAAUACUCGGCCAAAUAAGAGGAAAGGCUCUGAUAGCAGCAUGCCUGAUGAGGAGAAGAUGAAAGAUGAAAGAUAUGAUUAUAUAGGUCGAGGAGAAAACCCCAAAACCAAAAAUAAACACUUUCUUAGUAAAAGAAGAAAACCUGAAGAAGAUGAAAAAAAACUAAAUGUGAAGAGACUGCGGACAGACAACAUCUCAGAUUAUUCUGAGAGCAGUGACUCGGAGAUUUCAAAUAAAAGAUUAACAGAUUCAUCCUCGGAGCAAAAUUCAGAAAAUGAGUUAAAAAGCAAGAACUCUUCAAAGAUAAAUGGAGAAGAAGGAAAACCCCAAACUACUGAGGGAGUAGAACAAACACUAACAGAAAGACAGUCUCCAUGGGAUGAGGUGCAGCAGGAUAAAAACCACGAAGAGACAGAAAGACUGAAGUCAUCGGUCUUGGAUCAUCAGGAAAAAUCUUCACUCCAAGCAGCGGAGCAGCCAACACUUUAUGAGCAGAAUGCCAAGGAUCCACCUGUUCCAGAGUGUAAUGCAGAAAAACAUCAUACUGUGGAGUUAAAAAAUGAGCAGUUUUUACCCAGGCCUCCUACUCCUAAGUGUGCUGUUGAUGUUACUAAUAAAAACAACUCUGAAAAGGAGAACCAGGAUAAUGCUGCAAGUACCUUUGGUUUGCAAACAGUUCAGAAAAUAGAAUCCCACAGCAGUGAUUUAAAGCACCAAUUUGCAAAUGCAAAUUUCCUUGAAGCAAGAAAACAGGAAGCCGAUCAAAGUUGGGUUAGCAGUGUUGGUAAAACGGAUUUGACACAACCUGGGGUUGUAAAAACAUUACCAGUAAAUGAACACUUAAAUUCUGAAAAAGUGCAGUAUGGCUCAUUUAUGUCUCCGUUAAACGUAGCUUCUCUAGCAGAAGAGAGUAAACUGCGUAAACAAAGUCCAGUCCCCGAUUCUGUGAAGUCAAAAUCUAGUGCUUCAGUUGAUCAUCCUAAAACAAAGUCACCUGAUGUUAAGCCUAAAUUCACCCAAUCUUCUGAUACUGUGAAGUCGAAGUAUCCAAAUGGAACACAUGCUUACUCAGGACUCGGUCUGCCCUCCUCCAAAUGGGUCCACCCAGAAACUCCUGUUAACGCGGAGGCUUCCUUGAGAAGGAACACUCCCAGCCCCUGGUUACACCAGCCCACCCCAGUGACCUCAGCUGACAGCCUUGGUUUACGGAGUCACAUUCCUGUGCGGCCGUCCAGCGCAGAUCCCCUCCGGCCUCUCAAGCUGACCACGCAUUCCAGCCCGCCUCUGUCCAAAAGCAUGGCAGAGCAUCGCAAAGAAGAACUGGAGAGGAAAGCUUUUGCUGAACCUUUGCGUUCUGUCACCACUGCGCCAGUGAAGAGUGAGCUGGAGCAGAGCAGAGCACAGACAGCAAAGGAGAGCCAUAUGCACAGACAUUAUGCAGAUCCAAUGUUGAACCAGCUGCCAAGGCCACCGCAGGAGUCUGGGGAGAGACUGAGCAAAUACAAAGAAGAGCACAGGCGGAUACUCCAAGAAAGUAUUGAAGUUGCUCCUUUUACAGCUAAAAUAAAGGCACUGGAGGGGGAGAGAGAGAACUACUCCAGGGUAACAUCCUUAUCUUCAAGUCCCAAAAGCCAUUCAGCAAAAUACGACAAAGAUGCUGAACGCUCUGUGUCAGAACUGUACAAAAUGAAACAUUCAGUUCCACAGAAUUUGCCACAGAGUAACUAUUUCACUACCUUGUCUAACAGUGUAGUAAAUGAACCACCAAGAUCGUACCCAUCUAAGGAAGCUUCAGGUGUAUAUGUUGAUAAGCAAACUAAUUGUCCUUCAACAGCAGCUAGUGCCCAGGCUCUCCCCUCCUACAUUUCUUCCCUUUCAAAACCGCCACCUUUAAUUAAGCACCAACCGGAAAGUGAAGGCUCUGCAGGCAAGAUACCCGAGCAGCUUUCACAGUCGGUGCAGUCUCACUCUGUAAAUUCUUUCAGAAGUGACAGCAGGAGCCCUACUCAGUUGUCAGUCUCAUCUACAAAUACACUCCGCAGUAUGCCUGCCUUGCAUAGGGCCCCUGUGUUUCACCCUCCUGUGCACCAGAACCUGGAGAAGAAGGAGAGCAGCUACAGCAGCCUUUCACCUCCAACUCUAACCCCUGUUCAGCCCGUUAAUGCUGGUGGUGGCAAAAUACAGGAGUUGCAGAAACCGCCAACUUUAGUACCUGAGCCCAAGGAAGGCCAAACUGUUUACAAAGGCACUUCUGAGCAGAAUUUAUCAGAAAUGUGGAAGUCUAAUAAUGCCCCAAAUAAUGAAAAAGUGGAUUGGCACACUGAAAGAAUGAGUGGAAAGUCGCAGUCCGCUACAGCAUCUGUUAUUGUGCGUCCUCCUUCUAGCACAAAAUAUGAGAAUGUACCAGUAAUGCAGUCUGCUUCCAAAGAUCGAGUUAGUGAGAGAUCCUCAGCUGUGACAAAUCCAGCAGAUUGCCUGAAAACAGCGGAAGCCAGGGAGACUGGAAGAGUCAUACUGCCAAAUAUGAACUCAGACAGCGCUCGCACACAGUAUGAAAAGAAAUUUGCAGCUGUCUCGCAGGGCAGCGUUCCUCGUGCUGUCACUCCUACCACAAGCAUCAUCUGCAGCACCAAGACGGAUGUCCCUGCACCGGCAGCAGUGACCACCAGCGUGUCGAGCCGGGGCAGCUCUGCGGUGAGCCCCAGGAGUGCAAGGUCAGCACUGCAGCUCCGGUUACAUCCGCUGCUGGCAGCGCCGCUCAGCCCAGCUCGGCCUUCUCCACCUCGACCGACUUUGUCCAUUUGAAAAAGCACAAGGCAGCGUUGGCCGCAGCUCAGUUUAAAAGUAGCAACGCCGCUGAGGCUGAGUCCAACUCUGUGAAAAAUCAGACAUUGUCAACCUCUCUCUCCCCAGACAGUGCUAUCGUCUGUAAUACAAUAAACAAAGCGAACUCUGUAGGCAGUGGGCAAACUUCCCAGACGAGUCAGCCAAACUACCACACUAAACUGAAAAAGGCUUGGCUAACAAGGCAUUCAGAGGAAGAUAAAAACACUAAUAAAAAAGAUAAUUCAGGGAACAGUGUUUCAGAAAUUAUUAAGCCGUGUACUGUCAAUUUAAUAGCUUCUACAUCAAAUGAUUUGCAAAAUAACAUAGAUAGCAAAAUUUUGGCAGAUAAGUUUGCAAAGGAAGAUAAGCACCCAAGGAGAAAAGGAAAACGAACGUACGAGUCUGGCUCUGAAAGUGGUGACUCUGAUGAAAGCGAGAGCAAGUCAGAGCAAAGGACUAAACGGCAGCCCAAGCCAACUUACAAAAAGAAACAAAAUGAUUUGCAGAAAAAAAAGGGUGAUACCGAGGAAGAAGUGAAACCAAAUGGUGUUCUUAGCAGGAGCGCCAAAGAAAAGAGCAAGCUGAAGUUACAGAGCGGCAGUAACAGCACUGGGAUACCUCGCUCCGUGUUAAAGGACUGGCGCAAAGUCAAGAAGCUGAAGCAAACAGGAGAGUCCUUUUUGCAGGAUGAUUCUUGUUCUGAAAUAGGACCAAAUUUACAAAAAUGCAGAGAAUGUAGGUUAAUAAGAAGUAAGAAAGGAGAAGAACCCACUCACUCACCAGUAUUUUGUAGAUUUUACUACUUUAGGAGGUUGUCUUUUAGUAAGAAUGGAGUGGUUAGGAUAGAUGGUUUCUCCUCUCCUGAUCAAUAUGAUGAUGAAGCACUGAGUUUAUGGACACAUGAAAACUAUGAGGAUGAUGAACUGGACCUAGAAACUUCUAAAUACAUUCUAGAUAUCAUAGGGGAUAAAUUUUGUCAGUUGGUAACCUCUGAGAAAACAGCCAUGUCCUGGGUGAAAAAAGACGCCAAAAUUGCAUGGAAGAGAGCAGUGAGAGGAGUCCGUGAGAUGUGUGAUGCAUGUGAAGCCACGUUAUUUAACAUUCAUUGGGUCUGCCAAAAAUGUGGAUUUGUGGUCUGCCUGGAUUGUUACAAAGCAAAGGAAAGGAAAAGUUCUAGAGAUAAGGAGUUGUAUGCCUGGAUGAAGUGUGUGAAGGGACAGCCUCAUGAUCACAAGCACCUGAUGCCAACACAGAUUAUUCCAGGCUCUGUUUUGACAGAUCUUUUAGAUGCUAUGCACAAUAUUAGAGAAAAAUUUGAAAUUAAAUCCCACUGUCAGUGCACCACCAAGCAGAACACACAAGCUGGCAAGCUCCCUGCAAUGAAUGGUGUGUCUCAGGUUUUGCAGAAUGUCCUUAACCACAGUAAUAAAAUUUCUCUGUGUAUGCCUGAGUCUCAACAGCAGAAUACUCCUCAAAAGUCUGAGACAAAUGGUAACACAAGUCCAAGGAGUGAUGUGAGCACAGACAGCAAGUUAACACCGCCUGAAUCCCAGUCCCCACUGCAUUGGCUGGCUGAUCUUGCAGAGCAGAAAGCCAGAGAGGAAAAAAAAGAGAACAAAGAAUGUCCUUCUGGAAAACAUUCAAAGGAAGGGAAGGAUCAGGAUAAUUUGGAGUCCCCAAACUGUAAAAAUUCUCCUCCUUCAUCCCAGAACAACGAGCAGGGCUCAACUUUACGAGAUCUGUUAACUACAACAGCAGGCAAACUGCGCCUGGGCUCUACAGAUGCUGGCAUUGCUUUUGCUCCAGUCUACUCCACAGGAACAGCAAGUGGCAAGAGUGGAAGGACUAUGCCAAACAUUCUUGAUGAUAUAAUUGCUUCAGUAGUAGAAAACAAGAUUCCACCAAAUAGAGCACCAAAGAUGAAUGUGAAAUCUGAAAUAAAAGAAGAGCCAAAGGAUGAUAAAAAAAGCAUUCAGGAUGACUGCAGUAAACGGUACAGUGACAUCCAGUACUCGUGGAUCUGUGACAAGCAUGUUCUGUGGCUCAGAGAUCAUAAAAACACCAACAACUGGAAACUCUUCAAAGAGUGCUGGAAACAAGGAAGGCCUGUUUUGGUGUCUGGUAUGCAUAAGAAGAUGAACUUCAGCCUGUGGAAAGCUGAGUCCAUCAGUUUGGAUUUUGGAAACCAGCAAGCAGAUAUCUUGAAUUGCAAGGACAGUAUUAUUUCAAACACCAAUGUCAAGGAGUUCUGGGAUGGUUUUGAAGAUGUUUCAAAACGGCAGAAAGUAAAAAAUGGAGAAACAGCUCUGCUAAAACUGAAAGACUGGCCGUCUGGUGAAGAUUUCAAGACCAUGAUGCCAGCAAGAUAUGAGGACUUACUAAAAAGUUUACCCUUGCCUGAGUAUUGUAGCCCAGAAGGAAAACUAAACUUGGCUUCUCAUCUGCCAGGAUUUUUUGUCCGUCCGGAUUUGGGACCCAGACUGUGCAGUGCAUAUGGUGUGGCUGCUACUAAAGACCAUGACAUAGGAACCACAAAUCUCCAUAUUGAGGUUUCUGAUGUCGUGAACAUCCUUGUUUAUGUUGGCAUAGCCAAAGGAAAUGGAGUACUUUCCAAAUCAGGAGUUUUGAAGAAGUUGGAAGAGGAAGAUUUGGAUGACCUUUUAAGGAAGAGGUUGAAAGAUUCCAGUGAAUUACCUGGUGCUUUGUGGCACAUUUAUGCUGGCAAAGAUGCUGACAAGAUAAGAGAGUUUCUGCAAAAGAUAGCAAAGGAGCAAGGCCUGGAGGUUUUACCAGAGCACGAUCCAAUCCGUGAUCAGAGUUGGUAUGUGAACAAAAAACUUCGCCAAAGACUUUUUGAAGAAUAUGGAGUAAAAACCUGCACAGUUAUUCAGUUCCUUGGUGAUGCUAUUAUUCUACCAGCAGGAGCACUUCAUCAGGUGCAAAAUUUUCACAGCUGCGUUCAAGUAACGGAAGACUUUGUGUCUCCAGAACAUCUUGUACAGUCAUUCCACCUAACGCAGGAGCUGAGGCUGUCAAAGGAAGAAAUCAAUUAUGAUGAUAAACUGCAGGUUAAAAAUAUCUUGUAUCACGCAGUUAAAGAAAUGGUGAGAGCUUUGAAGAUUCACGAAGGUGAACUGGAAGAUAUGGAGGAGAACUGAGCACACUCUGCUUUUUGGAGGUAGCAUCACCCAGAGGUUAUUUCACCUGAUCUGUGAACGGUAAACACACUAAUUUAAGCUUCACAAACCAUCAGUGCCAAGAAAACACAGUCAUCAUAUUUACUUGUUAAUGACACUGCAACGGUAGAGCUUCAUAUCACAGCCACUGUGAUUCCAUGUUCCACUUGCAAACAGUUGAGCAGCGUUCUGCUGUCUGUAUUAUAAUGUACAUGAAGUUUGUGAAAUGUCAAAGAUUUAAGAUGAUGUAUUUAUUUUUGGAAAAAACGACAAAAUUCUAUGCUAUAUUGUUGAUCAAAUGUAAAUGUGACUUGUACAGUUUGCUAAAAUAAUUCAGAUCUUUUUCACUACAUUGAGACAGUUACUGUGAGAGUAGGACACAAACACCAGCUAUUGCCUGCAUUUGGGAUCUUGCUGAGUCCGCACAGCAGUCAUGUCAUAUUCUGAAAAUUACUGCCAAAUAAUUGUAAACUUUGUAAAAUAUAAAGUAUAUAAAGUAGAUAUUAAAUACAGACACUUCAGUAUUUUAUUGAAGCUAUUCAGUGUACAAUUAAACGUUUUCAAAAGGUGUAAUUUAUUUAAAAAUUGUCUCAUUUUGGUAAAAUUUAUGUGAACUUUUAAAGCUUAAAUAUUAAACUUAAUAUGCUAUGUAAAUAUAUACAUAUAUACAUUCAAUGAUGUAUUUUUUUAAAACAUUGGCUUGCUUUAAUUUGUUAAAAGUGCAAGUGUUACACAUGCUUUGUACAUUGAAGUUGAAAGGGGUUUUACAUUUUCCAUUAAAAUGACUUUGUCAGA
Messenger RNA from Zonotrichia albicollis (white-throated sparrow), 7672 nucleotides. Lineage: Eukaryota; Metazoa; Chordata; Aves; Passeriformes; Passerellidae. The record is from RefSeq and is a predicted model, not a curated record.